This is a messenger RNA of Xyrauchen texanus (razorback sucker), 3479 nucleotides long. RefSeq names its product bestrophin-1-like. The record is from RefSeq and is a predicted model, not a curated record. Gene Ontology annotation, molecular function: chloride channel activity. Lineage: Eukaryota; Metazoa; Chordata; Actinopteri; Cypriniformes; Catostomidae.
CCUGUCACAUCAUGCGUUGCAAGCAUUUAGUGCAGUCUAACAUCUAAGUAGCAUGCUGUAUUUAAUUCAGCCAAUGCUAAGUGUGCAUGUCUGUCUGGCGUGUUUGUGGGUUUGGGUUGCUUUUAGUUCUGAUUAUUUUCUAAGAAUCAAAGAGAAAAGUAAAUUACUGCUGAAUCAGUAGAAACAUCAGUGAUUGAAGGGCUGUGCAUGCUCCUUCUGACCAGAGGGAGCAGUGAUGACGGUGACGUACUCAAGUCGGGUGGCAGAUGCCCGCCUGGGCACCUUCUAUCGCCUUCUGCUGCGGUGGAAGGGAAGUAUCUAUAAGCUGUUAUACAGAGAGCUGCUCAUCUUCACUACCAUGUACUGUGCUAUCAGUGUUACAUACAGGUGUCUACUGGAUGAAGGACAGCGUAGGAUGUUUGAAAAGCUGUCCAUGUACUGUGAUCAGUAUGCUCAACUCAUCCCUGUUUCAUUCGUACUGGGUUUCUACGUGACUCUUGUGGUCUCUCGUUGGUGGGGUCAGUUUGAGAGCGUGCCAUGGCCGGAUCGCCUGGCAGCGUUGGUAAGCGGACACGUGCGGGGCGCCGAUGAAGGGACCAGACUAAUUCGCAGGAGUCUGGUGCGUUACGCCAACCUAUCUGGCAUCCUCAUCUACCGAUCGGUCAGCACUGCCGUCUUCAAGAGGUUCCCGACAAUGGGCCACCUCGUUCAGGCAGGUCUGAUGACCGCUGAGGAGCUGAGGCAGUUAGAAGAACUGCCCUCCCCGCAUAAUAAAUUCUGGGUACCCUGCAUGUGGUUUGUUAGUCUCGCCAUGAGGGCUCGAUCAGAGGGCACCAUCAGUAAUGAUGUCGCUAUGACGGCCAUCCUUAAUGAGUUGAAUACACUGCGCUCUCAGUGUAUGAGGCUGUAUGGUUAUGACUGGAUCAGUCUGCCUCUUGUUUACACACAGGUGGUAACUGUGGCUGUGUACAGUUUCUUUUUGGCUUGUCUGAUUGGUCGGCAGUUUCUCGACCCCACACAAGGUUACCCAGGUCACAACCUUGACUUCUACUUGCCAGUCUUCACCUUAUUGCAGUUCUUCUUCUAUGCUGGCUGGCUCAAGGUGGCUGAGCAGCUCAUUAACCCGUUUGGUGAGGAUGAUGACGACUUUGAGACAAACUGGUUGGUGGACCGUAACUUACAGGUGUCUCUGCUGUCAGUGGAUGAGAUGUAUGAUCUGGUUCCUCUGGUUGAGAGAGAUAAAUACUGGAAUGAAUCCGAACCGCAGCCGCCGUACACAGCUGCUAGUGCAGAACACCGCAAACCAUCAUACAUGGGGUCUGCUUUGGACAUCAGUGUUCCCAAAGAGGAAAUGGAAUUCCAACACAAUCUGGAGCAGAUUAAGGAACACGAAGAGGCCAACCAUUCCACUCCUUUCCUGGGCAGCUUGAGUCGCCUUCUGGGCGUCCAGUCCCCUACCUUCCACCGCUCAACUCCCUCGUCGCGAGUCUCCCUCUUGCGGCGUCGUCCUCGAGCUCCCUUCUCUCGUUUCCCCCUUUACCUCCAUCCCGAAAGCUCUCCAAUGCCCAACCAUGUCCGAAAUGCUCCAGAACGUGACAUGGCAGAGGACGCCUUCUCUUCCAUGCCCCUAUACGAAAGACCUGGAUUCUACAGCUGUCCUCAAACGCCCAUCCACUGCGUACCGCCACCUAUUCCCCGCCCGAGACCUCGACAACCGCAGGGCGACAGUGCGAACAGCUCAAGCUCCCUGGCACAAACUCUGGUGGGGUCACAAGUCCUGGCUCCAACUGAUAUGCCCGUGAAUCUGCCGCCUCUUCCUUCAUCCGCUUUUUCUUGGGUGGGCGAAGACGGGAAAGAUUCAACGAUUCCCGCUUUCACCUUUCCUGACCCCAUUUUUGAGUUGAGCCCAUUACCCAAAGUACGCCCAAGUCAAGGGCUGUUGUCGCGCCGUCUCCUACCUCUGCGGCUCUCUUUGGACACGUCGCCAUCUGGGGAGGGGCUGUCGACACCCACUAGCACCCAGAUUGUUGGUGCACCAGGGGAGAGGGUGUUUUCGUUUACGCCUACGUCUUGGCCACAAGCCCAUAUGAACACCGCCAGUUCAGGGAGCGUAAACGCAGCCACAUCGACAAAUAGUAACAAUAACACCAAUAGUAAUGGAAACCUGUGCAACGGCACUGCAAAUAACCCCUGGCCAAUCAACAGAAGCAACACCGCAAACACAGACAAUCCCCUUAAUACAAGUCCCCCGGCGACUCAGCAGGCAACCAAUCAGCACCAAUCUCCCAAUGACUCUGGGAUCUCACUGGAUGAUGGGGAACUGUUGGGUAGGGGGCGGAAAACUAGUGAGGUUGACUCUUGACUUUUAUGUCCCAGACUUCUUUCUGAUUGUUCAGCCAAUGAAACAGCACUACUUUAUGAGCUUAUUUCUUCCACAGAAUUUAAGAAAAUAUAAGAGAGCAUGGACACCCCCCUUGUCCCGACAGCAUGUGCAAUAUAUCCUAAGUCUCAUAAAACCAUAUGAUAGCUUUAAGUGAGGAACGGUUCGAAAUUUAAGUCCUUAUUUUCCCAAAUCUUUCCCUUUGCCGUAGCUCUCAAAUCUCAUUCACACUUUCGCUCAAUUCAAAUAUUGCGCACCAGAUUUAAUAUCAUGAUGUUAAACAUUAUUGGUUCUUGCGUGCUACGUCAAACUUUGGAGAUCCGAUGAAACCCUACAGUUGAAGAUUUUCAGUGAAUAAUGACCUUGAUGUCAGUCAGUUCGUCACACGAAGCUAUCGUAUAUCUUUAGAAGAAUUAGACUACGUUUAUGAUACUUUUAUGGUCUAUUUGUUCUUUUUGAAGCUUGUUAGCCCCAGAAAACAUAAUGAAAAAGAUUCAAUGGAAGAAAGAUAGUUGGGUUUGGAACAACACGAUGGUGAGUAAAUGAUGACGGAAUUUAAUUUGGUUAAUUUACACCAGCAGUCUUCACACUGGCAAUAACAGUCUCUUGAUAUAUACAUGCAUAUAUAUAAUAGUUUUUUUCUAAACGGUUUUACUGCAUUAAAAAGCCAAAUGUGUGAAUUGUGAAAGAAAACUUCCUGGUUUAGACAAAAUGUGUAUUAAGAACGAUCUGUAAUUCUUGACACAUCCCAAACAAACAUCUCAAACAUAAUGCAUUAUGGCAUUUAAACUGAAUUAAACUAUUGUACCAACUUGUGACGGUCACAGCGAGUCUGUUGACUGAUUCUUAAUUCUCAGAAUGAAGAAAGUUCUCAGAAAAGAGGCCAUUUUUGGGUUGAUGUUGUUGUUGUUGUUGUUGUGAAUUUAUUGAAAGCAUGCAAAAGUUACAUGCAAACACUCUUAGAUCAUAUUCAGAAUGAAAUACUAGUAUGUAAACUAAUAUACAGUAUAAAAUGAUAAACAUUUCUCUUAGUCUGCUACAUUGUCACAUUGCCUCAUUACAUGUUUAAUUCAACAAGUGUUGUCCAGUUACCUCAGAA